GUUUGCCUUUUCUGACGCCGAGAUCAAAAAUGCACUGGCUGAGUCCGAGGCGCACGUCGGGGCUAAGUCGGUCACUAUUUGCAUGUCGCUGAAUCCUCGAUUGUGGUGACUGGGCACGUCUGUCGUGUCUCCCAAAGCCUCUUUCAGGUAGCACUUUUUUUACGAUCAAACCUGGGCGGCAGGGAAGUUUUUCUGAUCCAGAUGCUUUGAGACGGGGCUUUUGCAACAAACCAGGCCCCCUGAUCUCGGCCGUGGACGCAUUCGUCAACCUUCCGCCCAGAAGCAAGCAUCCAAGGAUACUUCCCACGAUUUCGCAAUUCACGCUUCGAGAGUUGAGUCCAGAUUAUUGUAUCAUCGGGGAGCCACCGGCGACAAUUAAAAAAAAAAAAACAAGAAGAAAAAAGCAUCAUGAUGUUCCGGAGCGCCAACAAAGUUGCACCCACCGGGCGAGAUUCUGGACGGGUGCCAGUUGGAUCCACACAAGAAACCAGUGCCCGCGGGACAAGGUGAUUCUCUAUUUCCGUUUCUGCUGCAGCACCCAUGACCACCUCUGCGUAGCGACGACUCGCAACCAAUCACUGUUUCCUUCCUUUUCAUCUUCCAACCCGACAUCACGAGGAGGGCGACGCGGGCAAUCAUUUCCGGUUCGAAGCAUGUCCCUCACUAUCCUUCACUCACUCACAAGCUCACAAGGCUGUCCGGACCGUAAUUGCGCCUCGCCCAGAUGCCUUGGACCAGCGUGCCGUCGGCUUACAACCCCACUUAGCAUCACCUCCGGUCUUUUCUAUCACGUGACACAUAAUCCCCUCCGAGCCCAAGCUUGGCCGUUGGGCAAGAAGGAGAGCUUACCAAGGUGCACAAGAAGCAGGUAGAAUUGCUGCAGCAUCUCAUGACGCAUCCGUGUGACACUAGCACGCGCUGCAAGGCGACGCUGGGAAAGCGUUUCGCUCUUCUCUCGCCUGCCUCCCACCGUCAUUUCGCCUCGUCUUUGCUGUUCCAGACAGGCAGACAGGCCUAGAGUGCCUCAGAGAGCUGUCACGCUGUCUCACCGAAUACCCACCGCAACGUUUGCUGACUAGUCUGUCGUUGCGACGUUGCCUUGAUACUUGCCUCGGAACCCAAGACCUGUGUGCGGGUGCCUUAGCAUUCUGUUGUGAUGGACCUAGUAUUGGGGCGGUGUCGUCCCUUGCUUUGGCCCCCAAAGCUGCGGCCUGAUUGCCAGCGUGAUAUGCGAUGAUCGUCGACUUCUGCUUUCAAGACGAAUAUCGCUCUGAAUCUCCUGACUAAGCGAUACGUUCUUUGGUUUCUUGACUGGAGCCGCCGUGCCACUGAUUGGCGACAAUGCGUCGAGUGGGCCGCCCCAGAGCCCUGGUGUCGUUGCUGGGUCAACCACAACACAUGCAUUACUUCCACACCCGGAAUACACACCAAUACAUCCAAGCAGCGACGUCUUUCAUCCAACUUCAACCAGCCGAUAACGGACAACUCGGAACGAACAGCAAUCCACCACCGCAAGCGGCUCGACCGAGUUUGGGUCAUCAGGAUGGACAACCUCAUCUGCCGUGCUUUCGACUACCUGGACUCCCAUGACCCGUCCAAAGUCAGAAAAGGGCUGAGGCAGAUCGAGCUCCUCAUGGCCAAGAUCUGCCUGAAGAACGGCGAGCCUUCGGAGCCCCCGUACCACACAUUGGAGGAGCUGGGAUCCGACGUGUGCUUCAUGGAAUAUGCGCGCCUGCAGGGGAGGUUCGAGUACAACAUCGCAUCACGACUGAUCGCCCUUCUCGAGAAGCUGCUCGGGUCAGGAAACGAAGAGAACGACCUGACUAUCAUCGCCACGCUGGACCUGCUCCACGGCAGUCUGCUGCUGCACCGGGAAAGCCGCGCCUUGUUCAGGAGGAAACCCACCAUGGAGCUCCUCCUCGACCUGCUCGAGCCCUGCAACUGCCCGGCGAUCCAGCAGGCGGCGCUCCUCACCCUCGUGGCGGCGCUCCUCGACGCGCCCGACAACCUGAGGACACUGGAGUCAGUCGACGGGCUGCUGGCCAUCACGAGCCUGUUCAAGGCGCGCUCGACGAGCCGCCAGCUGAAGUUGAAGCUUAUGGAGUUCCUCUACUUCUACCUCAUGCCCGAGACGGCCUCGAUCCCGCGCGCCGAGCAGCGCGACUCGGUCCCCGGUAUCCUGCAGCGCAGCCCCAGCAAGCUAGCAAAGGCCUUUGGCGGCGCAGAGGCCGACAUGGCCGGCGGCCGGCGCAGCCGCUCUGAUAGCACCAGCGCGGCCGUGCUCUCCACCGAGGAGAAGCAGGCGCUGCUGUCGCGGUAUCUCAGCAACGUCGAGGACCUGGUCCGCGACCUGAGGGGCUGCACGCCGUUUGGGGUCGUCUGCUAGCCGAAGCCUCUCGGUUGUCGCCACCGGGCAUCGGGAUCACCGACGACGGCUGCAUCUUUAUCAUUGAUCACGCACCUCCUCCCCCAGUUUCUGUUAUUUUGUGCUGCCUAAUCUGGUCGUAUACUUUGAGGGAUUCGUACCAUACGGGUAAUAUUUGGCGUUUGGACUGGUAAAUCUUUACUUUUCUGGCUCGGUUCUCUGGGUGCGGAAAGAAAAGUCUGAUGUUUUGUCCUCGACGGGUUUGUUUUCGGCGUGCGAUUGGGUUUUGGUCCACGUGGACAUGUGCAUGGAUGGAUCGGCGUUAUACUGUUAAUAUUGCCCUCAGCUUUAGAUAGAUACCAGAGAAUAAUCAUUGCCACAGAAGAAAGCAGAGCUUGUUCCG
This is a messenger RNA of Gaeumannomyces tritici R3-111a-1, 2768 nucleotides long. Its product is annotated as cell division control protein 14. The coding region runs from base 1544 to 2386 and encodes 280 amino acids. Lineage: Eukaryota; Fungi; Ascomycota; Sordariomycetes; Magnaporthales; Magnaporthaceae. The transcript has 2 exons. The record is from RefSeq and is a predicted model, not a curated record.